GAGAGUAAAUGAAGAGGAAGAGUCAUCGCUGUCAUGGUCGCAGUUAAAGAGGUGGUCAGAGUCAGAACUCUCUCUCAAGCAACCUUCCAAAUUUAUUGACAUUUCUGUUUCCCAAGAUCCACCCACCACUCUCUUCUCUCUCUCUCUUCUUCUUCUUCUUCCGCGCAAGAAUCUAAGCCAAAUCUCAUCCUCUAAUAAUGUCCCGAAACAGGAGCAUGAGACUACUACAAAUGUGUUGACUCUGUGAGAAUCUUUUUAGAAGAUCCGACCAAAUAAAUCUCCAAUGGGUAAGAAGAGUGGCUCUUCUUCUUCCUCCUGGCUCACCGCCGUUAAACGAGCUUUCCGAUCUCCGACCAAGAAAGAACAUAACAACAAUAAUGCUCACGUUAAUGAAGCUGAGGAAGAUGAAGAUAAGAAGAAGGAGAAGAGACGGUGGUUAUUUAGAAAACCGACGAACCACGACUCUCCGACGAAGACCUCCGGCGUCGGAAAAGACGUCCCGGCUCAGAAAUCCACAGAAACGGCGACGGUCAAAACAACCGCUUUAUCUCCUGUUACAGAACAGAGUCACGGCGUCUUAGCUACACCGCCCGCCACUGUCUCCUCCGCCGUAUCGGAAGCUCAUCCUCCGACGAAGACGAAUGAGUUACCAAAUCUUAUAAGACGCACUUAUACUGCAAGAGAAGAUUACGCAGCUGUCGUGAUCCAAACUGGUUUCAGAGGUUAUCUGGCAAGAAGAGCAUUAAGAGCGUUGAAAGGGCUUGUGAAGUUACAAGCACUAGUGAGAGGACACAAUGUGAGGAAGCAAGCAAAGAUGACUUUAAGGUGUAUGCAAGCUCUGGUUCGAGUUCAGUCUCGCGUGCUUGACCAACGUAAACGCUUGUCUCACGACGGUAGUCGCAAAUCUGCCUUCAGCGACACGCACAGUGUCCUCGAAUCUCGUUAUCUUCAGGACAUUUCAGACAGAAGAUCCAUGUCAAGAGAAGGAAGUAGCAUUGCUGAAGAUUGGGAUGAUCGACCACACACGAUUGAGGAAGUGAAAGCAAUGCUGCAACAAAGACGAGACACUGCGCUGAGACGAGAGAGUAACAAUAGCUUAUCACAAGCUUUCUCUCACCAGGUUCGGAGGACGAGAGGUAGUUACUCUACGGGAGACGAGGAAGAAGAAGAGAGACCGAAAUGGUUAGACCGAUGGAUGGCAUCGAAACCAUGGGAUAAACGAGCUUCAACGGACCAAAGAGCACCAGUUUACAAGACCGUGGAAAUCGAUACUUCUCAACCGUAUUUAACACGCGGUAACUCAAGAACGGGUGCAAGUCCAAGCCGUAACCAAAGGCCUAGUUCACCAUCAAGAACAAGCCAUCAUUACCAACAACACAACUUCUCAUCAGCUACACCAUCUCCCGCUAAAUCAAGACCGAUACAAAUCAGAUCCGCUAGUCCGCGGAUCCAACGAGAUUACAACUACACAUCAAACACACCUAGUUUGAGAUCAAACUAUAGUUUCACCGCAAGAAGUGGUUAUAGCGUUUGUACCACUACAACCACCGCUACUACUACUACGAAUGCUGCAUUGCCGAAUUACAUGGCGAUUACGGAAUCAGCAAAGGCUAGAAUCCGGUCUCAGAGUGCACCGAGACAACGCCCUUCGACACCUGAGAAAGAACGUGUCGGGUCAGCUAGAAAAAGGCUUUCGUUUCCAGUUCCACCGCUGCCGCAUCAAAUAGACGGUCAGAGUUUAAGGAGUCCAAGUUUCAAGAGUAUAGGAGGUUCACAAUUAGGAGCAUUGGAGCAACAAUCAAAUUACUCUUCUUGUUGUACCGAGUCUCUUGGUGGUGGUGGAGAGAUCUCACCUGCUUCUACUAGCGACUAUAGGCGCUGGUUAAGAUGAUGAUUCCCAAUAUCCAAAAUUAACCGGUGUGAUGAUUUUUUUUUUUUUUUUUUCAUAGAUAUAAAUAAAUAUUUUGACAAAAAGAACUAUAACUUUUUCUAGUUUUAAUUGAUGAUCUUUUUGAGAUUGGUGUGUAAUAAUUUUUGUGUGUGUUUGUGUGUGUGUGAAAAGGAAAUUGGAAUGUAGUCUGUACUAAUUGAUUUCUAUAUAAAUAUGUCCAUUUAUUUUA
Molecule: messenger RNA, 2120 nt
Organism: Capsella rubella
Lineage: Eukaryota; Viridiplantae; Streptophyta; Magnoliopsida; Brassicales; Brassicaceae
Product: protein IQ-DOMAIN 1
Exons: 5
Coding region: 284-1891 (535 amino acids)
Molecular function (GO): protein binding
Source: RefSeq, a predicted model, not a curated record